This is a messenger RNA of Bactrocera tryoni, 848 nucleotides long. RefSeq lists its product as uncharacterized. Bases 579 to 848 code for a protein of 89 amino acids. NCBI's taxonomy places the organism in Eukaryota, Metazoa, Arthropoda, Insecta, Diptera, Tephritidae. The transcript has 2 exons. The record is from RefSeq and is a predicted model, not a curated record.
UUAUGCGUUAAAAAAUUUCAAAAAUAUUGAUAAUAUUAAAGUGUUAUAACUAAAACAUGAGAAAUAAUAUAAAAUAGUGUUUUAUUACAAGAAAUUUAGUGUUUAAGUCUAAGCAACGACCGAAUAGUACAAAGGAUACGCGCACGCGUCAUAGUCGUAUGUGUUGGCCGAACUUUGAAAAAAAUAGCAAAUAAAUUUAUGAAACUUCAGAAUAACGUUCUGCUGUCAGUUGCGCUUUUGAAGGAUAUUUUUAAUAACGGUUUGUUCAUAGUUUAAUUUGUGUGUAUUUAAAAGUUUUUGUGCAAUUUUUGUGGCCGAAAUUUGUGUGAUUUUUUGUUUGGGAAAAUUUCAAGUACAUAUAUUAUAUUUCGGUCUACAAAUUCUCUACGCGCUUGAAAAUUUGUAUUAUUUUUUUUUUUUCGAAAAAGUGUUUGCUAUGAGUUCAGUGUGUUUGUAAUAUAAGCUUUAUAAAACAGAAAACCUUUCAAAGUAGAACGCUUGGCGAUUGGGCGCGGUCGUGCGGAAAGUGUAUUGAGCUGAGCUGCUGAUUCUUUCAUUGAAACUUACAACACUAAAACAUGGGGUUACAAAAACACUACCUCAGAUACGGACGCAGUGCGCGGGAUCACAUAUUGGGUUUGGCGGGCGGAGGGCGACGCAACACCAUUGUGAAAACCACCGGCGAUAAUGGACACAACGGCCACAAUGGCGGCCAUGGUACACAUCAUCGAUCCGAUGGUGGGGGUGGUGGCGGCGGAGAACACGGUGGUAUGCCAAAUUUAACCAGCCGCCCCACCCCGCUGUCCAUGCUAAUAUCACAAGGAGCUAAAAUCAAUAACCGUAAGUAA